AUGCCGAAAAAAUUUAAAUUAUCAAAUAAUAGAAGUCGUAGUUUAGUUAUUGUUAAUUCAAAUAAUGGAGACUGGAGAAUUGAUAAUCAAGGCAACAGCAGGAAUCAUAAUAUUCAUUUCAAUGAGUCUUAUAAUUCUAGUUGUAGGGAAUAUGGUUUAUCAGAGUUUAACAUCAACGAAGCAAAUAAAAAUAAAAAAACGUCAUUAGUGUCUAAAUUUUGUAAAACAAUACAAAAUAUAAAAAAUGUUGUUCAGGAAAAGUCUCCUUCUAUUAUAGGUAUCUUUAAAAAUAGUAAUAAUAAUAAUGAAAAACAAAAAACUACCAAUGAUGAAAAAAAUAAUACGACAGAUAUUUUAUUGAAAAAUACUUUUAAUCCAUCUGAUGAAGGAAAUUAUGAACGUCAGUUGUUUCAUGAUAUGGAAGCUGUUGAAAAUAUUACAAUGAUAUCAAAUAAUGAUAAUAAUCUUCUUAAUUCGAUUUUACCCGGACAAGAUGAAAGAAAUCAUAUAAAUGGUCAUUUAGAUGUAAUAAGUUAUGAUUCUGAUGACGAAGGAAGAGAUGAUUUUACUUUACGUCCCAGAAUUUCUCAUUCUCCUGAAGAUCACAUUCUAGGAACGAUUAAACCAUGUGAACAAUGUUCAUGUUGUAAAAUAAAAGAUAAUUAUUAUGCAAUGAUUCCUGAUAUGAUAAAAAUUAUAAAUUCAACAUAUUAUUGGGGAUCUCUUGAUCGGAAUGAAGCUGAAAAAAUAUUAAAUGAUCUUCCUGAUGGAACAUUUUUACUUAGAGAUUCAACACAACUUGACUACAAAUUUACAGCAUCUUUUAGGCGUUUUGAAAGAACACUUCAUGCUAGAAUAGACUUUUCAAAUGGUUAUUAUACUUUUGAUGUAAUGGAUAAUGAAGUUUAUAAAUCUCCAACAGUUUCAGGUUUAAUUAAACAUUAUAAUGAUCCUCGUAAUUGUUUAUUUUUUGAACCAUUACUUGCAAUGCCAAAAAGAAGAGACUUUAUCUUUUCUUUACAAUCUAUUGCUACUGCUGCAGUUGCUUCAAAUAUUAAAUAUAAAAAUAUUAAUAAAUUACCUAUACCUGGUUACUUAAAGGAUGAAGUACGUUCAUGUAGAUGUCUCUCGACAACUGACUCAACAUUAAAUUUGUUCUUAUAUACAAAAACAUUUUUGGGGACGAAUGAAGAUGAAUAUUUUAGAGAAAAAGUUGUUUGGAUUGUUGGAGGAUCAUCAGGAAUUGGUGAAGAAUUAUCUAAACAUUUAUCUUUUCAUCGUACUAAAAUUAUCAUAUCUGCUAGAAGAGUAGAAGAGUUAUCAAGAAUUAAAAAUGAAAUUAUUCAAAAGUAUUCAUUUAUGAAUGAUCAAGUAAAAAUUCUUCCAUGUGACAUCACAAAUCAUCAAUCCUUAUCACAGAUUAUUGAUAAAGCAAUUUCCUGCUUUGGUAAAAUUGAUGUCAUUAUAUUGAAUGCUGGAAGAUCACAACGUAGUGAAUGGUGUGAUGUGGAUGAACAAGUUGAUUUGGAAUGUUUUAAUUUAAAUGCCCUGUCUCCAACUAUAUUAACACGUCUUUUUAUUAAAAAAUAUCUUAAAGAAGAUCGUAGUGAUUUUAUUAAUUCUAUUCAAAUAAUUGUAAUUAGUUCUGUGUGUGGUGUUAUGCCAGCCAUAUUAUCUCCUUCAUAUACAGCCUCAAAACAUGCUCUUAUGGGUUACUUUAGAUUAUUAGCAGUAGAGUAUUCUGAUAAAAGUCUUGAUGUUACAAUUAUAUGUCCAUCUUUAACUUUCUCACCAAAUAAUCCAAAAAAUGCUUUUACAGGUAAAGCAAAUGAAAUUAAUAAUGAAGUUCUUGAAAAUAUUACUAACAGACAUAUGACUGUUGAAAGGUGUGCUGAAGCUAUUUGCCAGAGUGCUGCAAAUAACUGCAAAGAAGUUUGGCUUUCUAAAACAUUUGAUGUUUUACUACUUACAUAUCUUUCAGUUUAUUUUCCUUCACUUUUCUUAAGAGCAAUCAAAUUUAUUGGUAUUGAAAAUUUACGGAAAAUAAGAGGAUCAAAAUAA
Molecule: messenger RNA, 2061 nt
Organism: Strongyloides ratti
Lineage: Eukaryota; Metazoa; Nematoda; Chromadorea; Rhabditida; Strongyloididae
Product: Dehydrogenase/reductase SDR family member 7
Exons: 5
Coding region: 1-2061 (686 amino acids)
Molecular function (GO): oxidoreductase activity
Source: RefSeq, a predicted model, not a curated record